Molecule: messenger RNA, 1884 nt
Organism: Physella acuta
Lineage: Eukaryota; Metazoa; Mollusca; Gastropoda; Physidae
Product: sodium- and chloride-dependent creatine transporter 1-like
Biological process (GO): nitrogen compound transport; sodium ion transmembrane transport; amino acid import across plasma membrane
Cellular component (GO): plasma membrane
Molecular function (GO): amino acid:sodium symporter activity
Source: RefSeq, a predicted model, not a curated record
AUGAAUGAACAAAGUCUAGCCCUUGCUAAAAACGACGAUGAAGAAGAACAAGACAGAGAAUUUAAACUUUCUAAAGAACCACAGAGACACACCUGGUCAAGAAAAGCCGAAUACAUUCUGUCUUUGAUUGGAUAUAGCGUUGGUCUAGGAAACGUCUGGAGGUUUCCUUAUGUUUGUAUACGAAAUGGUGGAGGAGCUUUUCUCAUCCCGUUUGUGAUUUGUCUCGUCACUAUUGGUCUGCCUUUGUACUUUUUGGAAGUUGCCAUGGGUCAGUUUAUGUCCAAGGGAGCUUAUCAUGUAUGGAAUAUAUGUCCUCUUUUUAAAGGUAUCGGUGUGGCCCAAGUUGUCGUGAACACGGUGUCCUCCUGUUAUAGCCUCAUCCUCAUCGCCUGGAUCCUCAUCUACCUGGUCAACUCCUUCAAGUCGCCCCUCCCCUGGACACUGUGUGGACAAGAGUGGAACUCUGACCGCUGUGUGCCGCAGGGGAGUCGGGUCCUGCUCUACAACACCAGCACCGUCUUCUACAACACCAACAGCAGCAGCAACAACUAUAACAUCAACAGCAACAGCUACAAUACCAGCAGCAACGACUACAACAUCAGCACCACCACCUACACAAAUGGAACCAGUCAGAACCAGAGCUCCCAUGAAAUGGACGGACGUUAUAUCACAUUCAAUGGCUCAUUAGACACAUCAAAUCUAAGACCUGCUAGUGAAGAAUUUUGGUUAAAUAACGUCUUAGAGCUUUCGACUGGCAUGUCAUCGAUGGGUGGCCUCCCCUGGCACACGACUAUAGCCCUGUUGGUCUCCUGUAUUUUGGUGUUCUUGUGUCUGAUUAACGGUGUCAAGACUGUUGGGAAGGUAGUGUACGUGACCGCCACCUUGCCGUACAUACUGAUUACAGUUUUAAUUAUUAAAGGUGCGACAUUGCCUGGUGCAGUGGACGGUGUGCUCUUUUACAUCUGGCCAGAUUUCAGUAAACUCCUAUUGGUCCAGACUUGGCUAGAGGCCAGCCUACAAGUCGUCUACUCCCUGGGUCCGAUAUGGGGCGCCCUCGCCACCAUCGCAAGCUACAACAAGUUCAAUAACAACUGCUUGAGGGACUCGGUUAUGUUGACGCUGGUUUGUGAAGGUACAAGUCUCUUCGCUGGGUUCGCCAUCUUCUCCAUCGUAGGUCACAUGGCUUACAACCUGAAUGUACCUGUUGAGAAAUUCGCUGAUGCAGGCGCAGGUCUAGCGUUUGUUGUCUAUCCUGAAGCCAUCGCUUACCUCCCUGUACCACAGUUGUGGGGCGUCUUGUUUUUUCUCAUGUUGUUUACAGUCGCCCUAGACUCGCAGUUUGUUACUGUGGAAAUAGUUUUGACCUUUCUACUCGACAUACGACCAGGCUUUGUGACAAAAAGAGGUUUAUGGAUUAAAAUAGCUUUCGCUGUUUUAACUUUUAUUACUGCUUUGCCCUUUGCAACUCGGGGUGGAAUGUAUUUGUUUCAAAUCUUUGAUUGGUACGUCUCUGCUGUCACGGCCUUGUUCAUUGGUGCAUUGGAGUGUGUCGUGGUUGGCUGGCUAUACGGAGCAGAGAGAAUGCUAGACGAUAUUGCUUUUAUGAGUGGUAAAAGACCGCCUUAUAUUUUUGUUAUCUUGUGGAAAUACAUCGACCCUCUUUGUUAUUCACUGUUGUUGUGUGCGUCCCUGGCGACCUACGAGGCGCCCGUGUUUGACGGCUACAUCUACGGUCCUGGUGAAAUCGCCUUCGGUUGGUUUAUAGCCGUCUUCUGGUUCCUGCCUAUCCCGGCAGUUGCGGCUCUGCAGGUGGCGAGGUCGUCUGGAAGUCUGAAACAGGUGGGUGCACAGGUGACGAAAACAGGAGGUUCCACAGGUGGCUAA